Guillardia theta CCMP2712 is the source of this 2436-nucleotide messenger RNA. RefSeq lists its product as hypothetical. The record is from RefSeq and is a predicted model, not a curated record. Gene Ontology annotation, molecular function: lipid binding; phosphatidylinositol-4,5-bisphosphate 5-phosphatase activity. The coding region runs from base 1 to 2436 and encodes 811 amino acids. Gene Ontology annotation, biological process: phosphatidylinositol dephosphorylation. NCBI's taxonomy places the organism in Eukaryota, Cryptophyceae, Pyrenomonadales, Geminigeraceae. The transcript has 4 exons.
AUGUCGGGGUUAGAAGAGGAGCAUGACAUGAAGCAAGUGUCUGAUGACACUCGGAUCAUGCGGGGUGCGUCGCUGUUCGACGAGUUGGCCUUGCAGAUGAAGGAAGGGGAAGACGAAAGUGGGGAAGAUCAGCGAUCAGGCCAGAGGUUUGAGCGAGGCCCCUCGCUAUUUGAAGACCUCCGGAAGAUGCUGAACAAAGAAAGUGAGGUUGAGGAGGACGAGGCGAGCAAGGCGGCAGACCUCACCCUCGAAGGCGAUCGAAGGAGAGAAGCAGCUGUAUUCUCCGGCAUCGAACUUGGGAGCUACUUUGAACACGAAGAGCUGGGCGGCUCGAGCAUGAGAAAGAAGAAGUCAGCAAGAGACAAUGAGCGUGAGGAAGAAGAGAUCGAGAGCGUGAUUCGCACUCGCGCCUCAGUGUCAAAGCUUGCCUACUCCACCAAUAGCUCGCUCCUCGUGUGGACAGGGACUUGGAAUGUGGCGAAUGUCAGCCCUCCGGCAUCUGUUGUGUCCUGGUUGAGAAGCAGCUCUGAGAGCAGCAGGCGAGGCGAGGAGGAUGGCAGCUGGGUGUUGGUGCAAGGAGAGGAGAAGAGCUCGAGCAACAAGGAGGAGGAGAGUGUGUCGCCUGACUUGUACGUGAUCGCUCUGCAGGAGAUAGACAACUCAGUUGGGGCGACUUUGAUGUUGGAGAGCAAGCGAGGACCGCAAUGGGAGGCUGUUCUUCGCCGCAGCCUCGCACAGCUGUAUCCCUCGGAGGGGGGCAGCAGCAAGUAUGUUCCUGUUUGCCAUCGCCAGCUGGGAGGCGUGUUGCUCUCCAUCUUCGCGCAGAGAAACGUGGCAGAAGAGAUGCGAGAGCUGAGCUUCGCCUGCGUCUCCGUCGGAGUCCUCGGAGUGAUGGGAAACAAGGGGGCGAUCGGGGCUCGCUUCCGCCUCAAGGACGAAACCUUCUGCUUCAUCGGGGCUCACCUGGCAGCGGGGGAGAGCCCAGCAGGGUACGAGAGGAGGUGCCAAGACAUCAGCGAGAUCAACCACAAGAUGCGGUUCAGCCAGUGCUUCCUCAAGGGCGUGGACCGCAAGAACACCGCCAUCCGUCAGUUCGCUCCUCCUCUCAGCAUCCUGCAGCAUGAUAAGAUCGUCUGGAUGGGUGACCUGAACUUCCGCCUCAGAAUCCCCAAGGCCGCGGGCCGCGUGAUGGUGGCGAAGGCGAAGGAGGAGAGGGAGGAGCUGAAGAGACUUUGGCGAUCGGACGAGCUUUACAGGGCCAUGGCAGCUGGCGCAGUGUUGCGAGGCUUCGACGAGGGAGCGUUAAGUUUCCUCCCCACCUACAAGUACGACAUCGACUCCGACGAAUUUGACUCGUCCAACAAGGCCAGGACUCCCGCCUGGACUGAUCGCAUCCUAUGGAAGGGCUCGAGGGUGACGCUCCUCUCCUACACUUCCUCGCAAGCGAUUCGACUGUCGGACCACAGGCCGGUCUCAGCGCUGAUCUCCUUUGGCCUCGAGGAGGCAGAGAGCGGGCAUUCGUCGGUCAGCUCGUACAAGCUGAGGGAGGUGCUGGUGAACGAGCUCGUGCACUGGGGGGAGGACUCUUUACACGCCGUAAGCGGUGCGGUUCGCUCCAGCGCUGACUUCUCGGCCGAAGCCGUCGGGACUCUCUUCUCAAGCGUCGGCUUGUCUACGCUGGGAGGCGCUCUGGGACUGGCUGGGGUGACUUCCGAGGCACACGGGGAGGGGGCGAGGGCUAUCCAGCUUCCCAAGUUCCCCGAGGCUGUGGUGACCGUCGAGAACUACCGCGAGCUCGCAAGCAGCCGGCUAGACGCGGUCCUGGACGCCGAGCAGCUGCCAUGGGUGGAGCUGACUCGAAGGCAUGAGGUCAAGAUCGAGACUCUGGCGGGAGUGGCGGAAGACAAGGUGCUCUUGCGAGGAACGACCCGAGUGGUUGGGGAUUUGCAGAGCGUUCAGGAGGUGCUGUGGGACACGUCGCGACGGGUGGAGUGGGACAGGACGAUGGUGGAGGGGAGCACGCUCUUCAAAUACGAUGACCAUCACGUGGUGCUGCGGUUGGCGAGGUCUGUUUCCAGCGCAGGCGCAGAGAGGGAGGCUCGCUCCCUCGUGCCGGAGGUUGACUUGAGUGCGCUCAUGAGCAGACAUGCGCUCCCUCCUCUGCCUGGCAGAGAUGCCGGCGGAGAGCGCGAGGUCGUCCUCCUCCUCCAGUCCAUCCGUCACAGGCUGGUGCCAGAGAGCUCGCGCUACUUGCGGGCCGACGUUGACUGGGAGGCGUACGUGCUGAGCGAGCAGGAAGGAGCAGAGACACAAGUGACACAAGUGACGAUAUACCUCAACAUGUUUCUCAACGGCAUUCGCGGUCAGGGGCUGCAGGUCCUGGGGGUAGAGCUCGCCUCCUCCCUCUCUAACCUGCAGCUCUGCCUGCGAGAGUGA